AUGGCGUCAUUAAAUGAGUCAAUUAAGUUAAUUAUUCGUACAACAAAUAAUAAAUAUGUAGAUUUUGUUUUGGAACUUUCCCCAUUAUUAACUGUUUAUGAUUUAAAACAAAAAAUAACAUUAAAUCAUCCAACUAAACCAAUACCUAAAGAUCAACGAUUAAUUUUUUCUGGUAAACUUCUUGAUGAUGCUAGUAUACUUAAUCAAAUAUUUAUUAAAUCAACAUCCGGAUCAUCAUUUAUGAUUCAUCUUGUUCUUGAUUCGGAUAAAAAUGCAUCUACACCAAGAACUAAUCAACCAACAACAACAACAACAACAACAACAGUACAAACAUCUUCUAUUGUUACAGAACCACUUUUAACAUCUGAUAUAAUAUCAAAUUCUUCACAUUCAAAUGCUUAUGAACAGUAUUUAGAAGAAUUAUAUAAAUAUCAACAACAACUUCAACAAUUUAUAAUUAAUCCAAAUGGAAAUUCACCAAUAUGUAAUUAUGAAAGUCAAGCUUAUUUACAAUAUUGUUAUACACAUUAUCAAAUGUAUCAAAAUUUACUUACAUAUCAAAGAACAGUAAUACCUUCAUCGACAACAACAACAACUAGUUCAAUACAACAAUCAAUUUCUACUGAUAAUAAUACUACUCCUCCACCACCACCACCAGCAGCAGCACAACAACAAGCAGCAGCAGCAAAUAAUAAUAAUGAUGCUGAACAAGAGAAUGAUCUAUUAGGAGUGUUAAAUAUGUUAGUCGAAUUAUUUGUUCUUUGUUCGAUUAUUUAUUUCUAUUCAACAUUCAGUCGUUUUCUUGUUGUUUUUGUUAUUUUUGCUCUUCUCUAUUUACAUUGCCGUGGUUAUUUAUCUAUACAUAGACGUCGACGUGCACAAGUACCACCGGUACCAAUUGUUCCUGAACAACCUGCUGCUGCCGCUGCAAAUGAUGUCGAACAAGGAGGAGAAGAUGAAACUGAAGUUGAAGUUAUAGCAAAUGAAGCUCAAAAUCAAAAUGAUAUUGAGCGUCAACGUGUAUGUAAAAUGUUUUGUUUUUUUGAACCUAAACCUCCACCACCUCCACCGGCUCCUCCUGUUGGUGAUAAUCAAAUAACAACAUCACGUCUUUUACUUACAGCUGUAUCAACAUUUUUUUCAUCAUUAAUUCCUGAAAGACCUCAACGUGCUUGA
Messenger RNA from Rotaria sp. Silwood1, 1176 nucleotides. The record is from the annotation of a GenBank genome assembly. NCBI's taxonomy places the organism in Eukaryota, Metazoa, Rotifera, Eurotatoria, Philodinida, Philodinidae.